UCAAUACUGCUCAUCACCAAUCUCUGAAUUCGGCGACCAAAUCGAGUUUAAAAACAGACUGAAACUGUCGUUAGUUUGCUAGUGCCUAAAAAAGAAUCUCAAAAUGGGCCUUAAAGGUUGUGAAGUGCAGCUCGACAAUCCUUGGAACACAUACUAUGCCGGGCAGACUCUCAACGGCCAGGUGAAAUUCACAUUCGACUCGCCGAAAAAAGUGCGAGGCAUCAUCAUUCGCUUCCUGGGCGAGGCCAACACGGAGUGGACCGAGGAGCGCUCGGUGACCAGCAGUGAGGGGAAGACAGAGAAUGAGACAACCGUGCUAAAGGGUCAUGAGGAGUACUUCAGGAUUCAAUACUAUUUGUUGGGCGGAAAAAACAGCUCCGAAACGGAACUGCCGCCUGGCACCCACACUUACCCUUUCACCUGCGCCCUGCCGGCCACCUUGCCCUCCUCCUUCGAGGGUGAGUUCGGCCAUGUGCGCUACACCAUCAAGGUAACACUGGAUCGGCCCUGGAAGUUUGAUCAGGAUAUGAAGAUGGCCUUUACUGUUAUUGCCCCAGUUGACUUGAAUCUCAAUCCACGCGUCAAGGAGCCCUUUAAGCUGGAACUAGAGAAGUCUUUCUGCUGUUUCUGUUGUCGCUCGGGACCGCUGGCCGUAAUUACGAGCAUACCGCAGACAGGUUAUGUUUCGGGGCAGAUUCUGCCCAUCACCUGCGAGGUGGAUAAUGCCAGCAAUGUCAACCUUACUGCUGUUAAGUUCGAGCUUCGCAAACUCGUCACUUUCCACACAAACCAGCCACGUAGCGAAAAACGAGAGUCAAAGGUCAUAAUCGCCAAUCUCAGUGUCGGCCCGGUCAACGGCAGCGAGAAUCGUACGUUCACGCAGCAGCUGGAGAUUCCGGCGUUACCGCCAACGAACCUUCUCAACUGUGGCAUCAUCGCCCUUGACUACGAUCUGCAUGUAGAAUGUGAUGUUAGUGGGCCACAUAGAAAUCUCACUGGCAAGGUGCCUAUCACAUUAGGCACUAUUCCACUAUCGGGCGUGAAGCCGCUGGGCCCGCCGGCCGUCCAGUCCGAAGAUCCUUCGCUGGCACCUACUCAACCAGUAAGUCCGGCUAGUCCGCCGGCGGGUGAUGGUGUUGGAGGAGCAUUGGGCUGGAACGUAGCUGACAGCACCGGAGGAGGUGGCUCUUUGUAUCCCAAUAUACCGCCCCCGCAGUUUGUGGAGACCCAGUACCGUGCACCGACCAUUGCCGGACGUGAUGACUCGGAGCACACUCAGAUUAUCGGCGACGGAAACUUUGCUCCUCGUUAUCCAACCUUCCAGUUCAACAAUGCUACAGCGCCGCCAGCGAAUCACUAAAAGAAUCUCCAAAGUAGACGCGCAAUGAUAUUAAAUUUUUUCAUGAUUAUUGAAUCACUAUAUUGAACUAUCACUAUAUGGGUUUAACAUGAGAGAAACCCUAAUACUUUUACGGAAAGACUUAUCUUUCCCUUUGUUAUAUUAUUUUGCUUCGCAUUUAUACGAAAAAAGUUUCCCGUCCAAAAUAAUUGAAUCUUAAAAAUCGAUUUGUGCGGAAAGGAUGUGAAGAGAUAUUUAUUAUUUGCAAAUUAUUUGUUGGUUUUUAGGAAAAGUUUGUUUAUUGCUUUUUUUUUAAUAUUAUAUAAUUAUUAAAGAAAAGAAAGUGAGCUCCAUUGUUUCUACGGCCACGUAAAAAAUGAGUAAAAAUGCGCACAAUUAGGCUAAUUUUAAAAUAGUAUUUGGUUAUAUCAAAUUCUGUGCUCAAAAAUGUUUAUUUUAAAAUUUUGAAUAUGCCAGCAAUAGUGCCUAAAACCAAUAUACGACACUUCUCGUAAUAAAACACACUGAAGAAAGCAAAGUUGUUACGGGGCCACAAAAUUUGAAGGCUUUGAAGGGCCCAUGGCUUUGUUUAAAAUGGGAGAACUCAACGGAUAUUAAAAUGUGCGACUUGAUUGUGA
Molecule: messenger RNA, 1977 nt
Organism: Drosophila ananassae
Lineage: Eukaryota; Metazoa; Arthropoda; Insecta; Diptera; Drosophilidae
Product: arrestin domain-containing protein 17
Exons: 4
Coding region: 104-1360 (418 amino acids)
Biological process (GO): protein transport
Cellular component (GO): cytoplasm
Source: RefSeq, a predicted model, not a curated record